AUGUCGACUGAUACACCCCGUGAAUGGAUAGAACCCUCUGGUCAUCGAGUGGUCCGUUUAUCAGACGAAUCUGGCUCCUCCAGCCUCUACUUUAACUUCAACGCGUACACCCCGCAAGGAGACUAUGUCGUCAUAAACACGCCAACCGGUAUAUCCAAGAUUGAACUGUCUACUCUCAAGCUAUCCCAAGUCAUACCGAUCUCAGAACCUUUCUUUCUGCUUUUCGUUGGUAAGAAGUAUCGUCGAGCGUAUUACCGUCUCAAUGAAUCGAAAGCUCUCUACUGGGUCGAUUUGGACACUUCCGAAACCCACUUAAUCGGUAGAGAACCUCUCGGUGAUAUCCAGACCAUCAACUGCGAUGAGACCUAUCUCGCUGGUGUAGAGGUUGAUCCGACAUACAAGUCAGACAUACUCGACUUGUUCAGUAAAAGAGAUCCGGAGACAGAUCAAUUCGUCUACGUAUCAAACUGGCCGGAUGGUACCCCUAUGACUUAUGCUGAUGCGAAAGAAUUACGACUCGCUCAAAGAUUAGAAGCAAGAGUACCUAUGACCCUAUUCCUCGUCGACGUGAAGAACGGUCAAAGGACAGACGUAUACGGGGCUACCGACUGGCUGAACCACCUCCUCUUCUCCCCCACCGAUCCUAACCUCUUGAUGUUCUGUCAUGAAGGUCCAUGGCACCAGGUCGAUCGAUUAUGGACAUUGCGACUCGACGAGACGCCUAUAAUACCACACAAAAUUCACGAACGGAGGAUGAACAUGGAAAUAGCUGGUCAUGAAUGGUUCAGUCAUGAUGGCGAGACGAUCUGGUACGAUCUCCAAACACCUCGGGGGGAAGACUUCUGGGUAGCUGGAUAUGAGCUCAAGACGGGUAAACGGACGCACUACCACCUCGACCGUAACGAAUGGUCGGUCCACUUCUCCUCAUCUCCCAACAACUCUCUCUUCUGUGGCGAUGGUGGCGACUCAGAAAUGGUUGCUCAUGCGGAAGAUGGGACGUGGCUUUACCUGUUCACUCCGAAGGGUAUCCCCGAUGUGGCUGGGUUGAAGUCUCCCGAUUCGGCAAACCUCAUUGUACCUGGUUAUUUCGAGAGUAAGAAGCUAGUAGAUCUGAAGAAGAGUGAUUAUAGACUAGAACCCAAUGCGAACUUCACUCCUGAUGGGAAAUAUCUGAUCUUUAGGAGUAAUCUUCAAGGGGCUUUGCACGUAUACGCGGUGGAGGUGAAGCCAAGGUAA
This is a messenger RNA of Kwoniella botswanensis, 1236 nucleotides long. RefSeq lists its product as uncharacterized. NCBI's taxonomy places the organism in Eukaryota, Fungi, Basidiomycota, Tremellomycetes, Tremellales, Cryptococcaceae. The transcript has a single exon. Gene Ontology annotation, biological process: pectin catabolic process. Gene Ontology annotation, molecular function: oligogalacturonide lyase activity; protein binding. The coding region runs from base 1 to 1236 and encodes 411 amino acids. The record is from RefSeq and is a predicted model, not a curated record.